Salvia splendens (bonfire salvia) is the source of this 2781-nucleotide messenger RNA. RefSeq lists its product as uncharacterized. The transcript has 4 exons. The coding region runs from base 1 to 2781 and encodes 926 amino acids. The record is from RefSeq and is a predicted model, not a curated record. NCBI's taxonomy places the organism in Eukaryota, Viridiplantae, Streptophyta, Magnoliopsida, Lamiales, Lamiaceae. Gene Ontology annotation, molecular function: nucleic acid binding; RNA-DNA hybrid ribonuclease activity.
AUGGAUUUUGAGGUGGUGGAUGACUCGGAGCAGCUUUUGCAUGGGCAGUUCACUUGCCCCCGGAUCCCAACACCCAUUUUGAUCUCGGCCGUGUACGCUAAAUGCUCGAGAGGCGAGAGGCUUGCACUGUGGGAAAAAAUGAGGGAGCUGACCCAAAUCUCGGAAGGAAUGCCGUGGUUUAUCGGAGGGGAUUUCAACACAAUCCUCUCCGCGAGAGACAGAACGGGGUGUGACACAAACCGUCUGGCCGAUAUGGUGGAAUUUGCUGAGGCUAUUGAAAAUUGUGGUCUUUUGGAUCCAGUGUAUGACGGAUCAGACUUUACAUGGGCUAAGAAUGGACUUCUGGAAAGGUUAGACAGGGUGCUGAUUAGUGAGGUGGCGUCUCAAUUGUUCGAUGCAAUACGAAUCACGAACCUUCCUCGUAUUGCAUCGGAUCAUGGCCCUCUCCUUGUCCGAUGCAAGAUGCCUAAUACCCCCGUGGGAGGUAAAGCUUUUCGGUUCCAAAACAUGUGGGUGCGACAUGAAGGAUUUAGCGAUUUGGAGAGGAAAGAUUGGGGGGCCCCCACGGAGGCGACGGGUCUCCUCAACUUGAAGCUCAAGCUAGCAAGGGUCAAGAGAACUUUUAAACGAUGGAAUAGAGAGCUCCAUCAUAAUGGGUGUGAACUCACGGAGGACUCGGCCAUCCAAGCGUCGGCGGUUGAGUUUUAUCAAAACCUUCUUGCCCCGAGCAACCCAGAACCCACGGACCCGGACCUUAGCCUCCUACUCCGACUUCCUCCCUCGGAGUCUUUGGCGACCCUCCCCGAACCUCCAGAUGCAGAUGAAGUGAAAAGAGCGGUUUUCGACAUCUCGGCCAAUAGUGCACCUGGCCCGGAUGGAUACUCGGCUCUCUUCUUCCAAGCUUGCUGGGGCAUUGUGGGAUCGGAUGUGGUGGAAGCGGUUAGACAAUUUUUCGGUGGGGCUUUUCUUCCCCGAAGUUUCACGGCCACAAGCAUUGUACUCAUCCCUAAGAAGCCUAUACCAGAGACCUGUGGAGACUACAGGCCCAUUAGCUUGUGUAAUGUGAUAAAUAAGGUGAUUACUAAGAUCCUCUCCAAGCGACUUGCCCCUUUUCUCCCGCGCGUGGUAGCUCCCAAUCAAAGUGGUUUUGUCAAAGGGAGACUUCUAAAUGAUAAUGUACUCCUUGCACAAGAGAUGUUCCAUGAGCUACAACGAAACACGCCGGCCCCUAAUGUUGCAAUCAAGAUCGAUAUGGCCAAGGCCUAUGAUCGGGUUCAAUGGUCGUUCCUCCAAAAAGUCCUUAAGCACAUGGGUUUCCCCGAGCCGUGGGUGGAUCUCAUCAAAAGGUGCAUUGGGUCUUGUUGGUUUUCAAUCCUUGUCCAUGGGGUGCCGGCGGGUUUUUUCAAAUCUACCCGUGGUCUAAGGCAAGGGGACCCCAUCUCACCCGCCCUUUUCGUCCUUGCCGCGGAUUAUCUCUCGAGACUACUUGAUAAACUCAUCCUCGGCAACAAAGAAAUGACGUUCAAAGCAACCCGGGGAAGGUGGACAAACACAAUACAAAGAGAAGGAGGCUUCAUCCGAGGUACGUUUCCCUUCCUUUACCUUGGAGUCCCUAUUUACCGGGGUGUGAAGCGUACGAGCAUGUUCUUGUUCCUCCGUGAGAAAAUCUCAGCUAGGAUCUCUGGGUGGGCGCAUCGACACCUCUCCUAUGGGGGGAGACUUACUCUGAUUAAAAGCACACUUGAAGCGAUCCCACUACAUAUUUUCCAAGCUAUCGAGCCUACGGGUGGUGCCCUCAAGCAAUUGGAUCAGCAAAUGGCUCGUUUCUUUUGGGGGUCAACUAAUGAAAAGAAGAGGACGCACUGGAUUAGCUGGGAUCAGGUCUGCCUACCAACGGCCGAAGGGGGCUUGGGCAUCCGGAAGAUCAAGGAAGUCUUAAGAGCCUUUAACAUCAAGUUAUGGUGGCGGUUCUGGGAACAAAAUUCCCUGUGGGCUACGUACUUGAUGGCUAAAUACUGCCAUAAGGUCUCCCCACUUACAGCUAGACCCUUGGGGAGGGGUAGCCCUACGUGGAAGAGGAUGCUGAAGGCUCGGCCUCAGGCCCAACCGCACAUUCAAUGGGUGGUGGGAGAAGGAAAGAUACUAUUUUGGGAUGACUUAUGGCUAGGAGAGGCUCCCCUGAGAGAACUUAGCCUUGACGAUAGAGGAGGGCCUCUUGCUCGUGUGGCGCACUAUAUUAAGGAUGGUUCCUGGGAUGAGCCUAAGCUGUGGAAUCUCCAAGCGCAAGCCGGCCUAGCACAGCACAUCGUCCAAAAGAUCAUCGACACACCCGUCAUUUCGGAUGGGCCGGUGGCAAUCAAGUGGCACCCGCCGGAUGACCCCUGGAUCAAGCUCAACACCGAUGGUGCAUUCUUGGAAGCGUCGGAUAAAGCCGCGGGAAGUGGUAUCAUCAGAGAUCAUACGGGCAAAGUGCUUUCAGCCUUCGCAUCCCCACUUGAGGCCCACUCCGCCCUUGAGGCGGAGCUCCUAGCCAUCCAACUCGGGUUAGAACUUGCCCUGGAGUUCAAUCGGCCUAUCUGGAUUGAGUCGGAUGCACAACAAGUGGUCCAGCUCCUUAAAGUACACGAUGGGGACCGGCACACACGAGCAGGGUGGUGGCGCGGAUCUUACUCCUCAAGCGCCAACGAGUUGUGCGCCUCACCUACACCCCUCGGGAAGGGAACAGGGCCGGAGACUUACUUGCAAAGAUGGGAAUUGACAGUCAAAACUACUGCCGUAUGA